UUUUAACACUAUAUUUACGGCCUAUACUACUGCUUGAAAGGAGGAAGCCCACGACUCUUCCGCCAUGGCUCUCGAGGCGCUUUUGUCGACCAGAGCCCAAAGGUUCUUCAUGGUUACAAUUCUCUUGCAGGGAUUUGUCGUGCUAGCAAUGGUCGCCACAGUCUUUGCAUUUGUGGAAGAGGAUGUGGACCUCACGCUGCCCCAGUACAAGACUGUGCCGUGCUAUCUUGCACUCUUCAUCCUUGCCGAGAUAUUCGAACUACUCAUGGCCUUUGACGCUUUACGGCUACGAAACGUUAUCCAACUCAUGGGCAUCCUAGGAUUCCACCUUGGUCUCAUUGUCUUCGCUGCAAUCCAAAUACACGAGACAAGAGCGGCAUUGGUCAGACCAAAACCCCAGAACGCUUCGCAAGGAUCCGGCCCUGGGUCGCUCUGGGAGAAGGUCCUGCCAUAUCUCAUCGUCUCGCCAUGCAUUCUUGGAGCGUCAUGGCUCGCUCUGGUGUUCUGGAUUAGGGAACUCUACUUCGAAUUCGGGUGGGCAAUAUUCCACGUCGUCGGUGCCAAUCCCGCGAUGAAGACCAUGUACCAGUUCUACCAGAUCAUGAUCUGCUUGCUCAAGUUCGACUUCUUCUGCUUCAUCGGUGUCACAACACAGCUGUUGAUUGUUGUACUCCAAACAAACUCGGCCGAGUUUGGAGUGACUAUUGCCGCCAUCCCAGUUGUGCUAUUCCUGCUUGUAGGCGCAGGCAUAGCCGUGCAACGCGAGAUCAAAUGGCUCAUGUCAAUAUCGCUCGUGAUGAUGCUUGCGGCUGAGUCAUAUUUCAUCUUCAAGCUUGUACGCUUCUACGAGCCAUCAUCGCGAGAGCAAUACCAGACGACGCGGACGACACUAACGGUGUUCACCAUCCUCGCCUUUUUGCUCCUAUUUGCAACGUUCGCUGUCGGCCUGCGGUGCUUCGCAGACUUCGACAAGGGACUUCAGAGCUCCAAGACGCACGGUCAGUCCUACCGCCCGGUUGCGACGAAGCUCACGAAGCUCGACCUCUUCGGAGCCGACGACGACACUGAGGGUGGCACGCAAAUGCAAUACAGCGAUGGCGCACAGCUGCAGCCGCGCAUAUCGAUCGAGUAAGGCACGCCCACAUCGUCUGUAUCGAAAACGAAAACAGAGACGACCAUAACGACCCGACUGCGACUUCGAUCCGUAGGUGUACCACCUUGCCAUGCUAUCCAAUGCUACAGCACAUCUCUUAUGUUGGCUGUAACGGACCUUUCGUGCAUAAUUUGUCUAACUUAUCACUGCCUUCUUUCGACUUUAUGUACCUGCGCUCUCACGAGGACUCUGUCAGGGUGGUAUUAUGUGCUAGCUGUAAUGGUUACAUGUAGCGGAGGGUUAUGUCGAAUGGGUGCGAGCCCGGGCUCCCUAUGAAACGCUGUGUCUGUUCGCAGACCAGUGCGUUCUAGUCGAUGUGUCAGCCGUUGCUGUUCUGUAACUCCGACCAUGCAUUUCAUGGCAAUGAAGUAAUAGAAUAGGCCAUCUUCUAGGAGAGUU
This is a messenger RNA of Phanerochaete carnosa HHB-10118-sp, 1552 nucleotides long. RefSeq lists its product as uncharacterized. Gene Ontology annotation, cellular component: Golgi apparatus. NCBI's taxonomy places the organism in Eukaryota, Fungi, Basidiomycota, Agaricomycetes, Polyporales, Phanerochaetaceae. The transcript is spliced from 14 exons. The coding region runs from base 65 to 1132 and encodes 355 amino acids. The record is from RefSeq and is a predicted model, not a curated record.